AUGCCAUGCCAACCCUUGGCAAACUCCUACUUCUACGAAAAGGCAAUGUGCAUACUUGCAUGGAAACUCUUUCUUCCUGAGGAAGAGUUGAGCCUUGACCACCCAGCUGCCAAUCCACCUAUCCCAGAUAAGGGCCCACCUCUGAAGCUCAUGCCCCCAACACUGACAGUUGCAGCAGAACAUGACUGGAUGAGAGACCGGGCUUUUGCUUACUCAGAGGCGCUUCGGAAGGUAAAUGUUGAUGCGCCUGUUCUUGAAUACAAGGAUGCAGUUCACGAAUUUGCAAACCUUGACAUGCUUCUAAAGACCCCUCAGGCUCAGGCCUGCGCCGAGGACAUUGCCAUCUGGGUAAAAAAGUACUUCUCAUUUCGAGGUCAGGAGUUCUCUUACUAA
This is a messenger RNA of Theobroma cacao (cacao), 393 nucleotides long. The record is from RefSeq and is a predicted model, not a curated record. Lineage: Eukaryota; Viridiplantae; Streptophyta; Magnoliopsida; Malvales; Malvaceae.